UCGACACGUCUUAUGCUGCUGCUGUAAUUAUUAGCUAUUUUUUUAUCGAACCCUCGGCCAAAAUGUUUUAAACAAAUCUAUAGUAUAAUAUGGUCAUUAUCCAGAUCCGAGCAAAACCGAAGACUGCUUUCAAACGUAAAAACAAGCUAACUAUUGAAUCAAAAACCAUGUCUGCUUACUCUAAUAAAUAUAUUUAUGCCACCUUACCGAGAACGGCACGAGGUCAACCCAUUGUACUCGGCGGUGACCCCAAAGGAAAAAACUUUUUGUACACUAAUGGUAAUAGUGUCAUCAUACGUGAUAUUGAGAAUCCUGCUAUAUCUGAUAUUUACACUGAACAUUCUUGUGUUGUGAAUGUUGCCAAAUAUUCUCCAAGUGGUUUCUAUAUUGCAUCUGGUGAUCAGUCAGGGAAAAUUAGGAUUUGGGAUACCGUGAACAAGGAACACAUUUUAAAAAAUGAGUUCCAUCCAUUCGGCGGACCGAUUAAAGAUAUUUCUUGGUCACCAGACAAUCAAAGGAUGGUAGCAGUUGGUGAAGGCCGUGAAAGAUUUGGACACGUCUUUAUGUCGGAGACCGGUACAUCUGUAGGAGAAAUAUCAGGCCAGUCAAAACCGAUAAACUCGUGUGAUUUCCGGCCUACUCGUCCGUUUAGAAUUGUAACAGGUAGCGAGGAUAACACGGUUGGCGUGUUUGAAGGACCACCCUUCAAGUUCAAAAUGACUAAACAAGAACAUUCAAGAUUUGUUCAAGCUGUCCGUUUUUCACCCAAUGGUAAUUUAUUUGCUUCCGGAGGAUUUGAUGGAAAGGUAUUUUUAUAUGAUGGUGCAAGUGCAGAUUUAGUAUCGGAGUUGGGUAGCCCAGCACAUAAAGGAGGUGUAUAUGGAGUUGCCUGGAAUGCAGAUAGUACUAGAUUGUUAACUUCAUCUGGCGAUAAAACUUGUAAAUUGUGGGACGUCGAAACCAAAUCUGUUGUUAGCGAAUUUGUAAUAGGAAAUCAAGUGGAAGAUCAACAGGUGUCUUGUUUGUGGCAAGGAAACUAUUUACUAACUGUUUCUUUAAGUGGUUUUAUUACAUAUCUCGAUAUCAACAACCCAGAUAAACCAAUCAGAGUUAUAAAGGGGCACAACAAGCCUAUUACAGUAUUGGCUUUAAGUCCCGAUCAUAGCACAAUUUACACUGGUUCGCACGAUGGUAACAUUACUAAUUGGAACGCAAAAACAGGCGAAAAUGAUAGAAUACAAGGUUCGGGUCAUGGGAAUCAAAUCAAUGGCAUGAAAUUGGAUAGUGAUUACUUAUAUACUUGUGGCAUCGACGACAGCCUUAGACAAGUGGAUACCAAAACUAAUACGUACACUGAUCUUCAAGUUAAAUUGAAUUCCCAACCCAAAGCAAUGGACUUCAACAAUAGUGUUCUUGUUACAGUAACAGUAAAAGAUAUAAUUGUUUUAAAGAAUGAAAAAAAAAUAUUUACUCUGCCGGUGGAUUAUGAACCGUCAGCCGUAGCUAUUAACUCCGAUGCCUCUUAUGUUGCGGUUGGAGGUGCUUUGGACAACAAAGUACAUGUGUACAAAUUUAACGGAAGUUUGUUGGAACAUGCAAGUGAAUGUGACCAUUUAGGUGCGAUUACUGAUUGUGCAUUCUCUCCCAAUGGAGAGUACUUAGCAGCAAGCGAUUCAAAUCGUAAAGUUAUACUAUACAAAGUGCCAGAAUUCACUAUGGCUCAUAAGCAAGAUUGGGGUUUUCACAACGCACGUGUAAAUUGUGUCGCUUGGUCUCCAAAUUCUAAACAGGUGGCCAGUGGCAGUUUGGACACUACUAUUAUUGUUUGGAGUGUCACUUCGCCAAACAAGCAUACAAUAAUUAAAAAUGCUCACCCGCAAAGUCAAAUCACACGUGUGUUGUGGUUGGAUGAAGAAACUAUUGUGUCCGUUGGACAAGAUUGCAAUACAAAAAUCUGGAAUGUUACUCCAAUCUAAGUGAAAAGGCUGCAUUUUACAUAUUCUAAUUUAUUUAUUUUUUUAUUUAUUUAUAUUAUAGUUUAUUAACCAAAACUUAUGUCUUAUUUUAAGCACUUUCAUAAAAAAAACUAAAAUGGAAAAUCUUAUUAUAAUUAACACUUUUUGGUUAACGGUUUGAAUUAACUAUACAAUAAUAAUACAAAGCAUGUCUUUUAAGAGUGAAGUAUCUUUCUUUAUUAUUAUAAUUUUUUGUUUUUAUCUGUGAUUAAUUUCUUUUAAAUAAUCAGUAGACAUUUUUUAUUUAAAAAAACAAAUCUACAUUUAUUUUUCUAAUAUAUUUAUAAUGCUAAUUUUAUGCGAACAGUGUUAUUCUAGUAUAAACUUAUCAAAUCGUAUUAUAUA
This is a messenger RNA of Adelges cooleyi (spruce gall adelgid), 2360 nucleotides long. RefSeq names its product actin-interacting protein 1 (gene flr). The record is from RefSeq and is a predicted model, not a curated record. The coding region runs from base 90 to 1976 and encodes 628 amino acids. The transcript has 15 exons. Gene Ontology annotation, molecular function: actin filament binding. Gene Ontology annotation, cellular component: cortical actin cytoskeleton. NCBI's taxonomy places the organism in Eukaryota, Metazoa, Arthropoda, Insecta, Hemiptera, Adelgidae. Gene Ontology annotation, biological process: actin filament depolymerization; sarcomere organization; positive regulation of actin filament depolymerization.